GUUGAGAAUCGACUGUCGGUAGGAACGAACGCGAAUUCGGAGGAAAAACACGCCAAAGGUUGAGUUAGUGAUAUACGUUGAUCUUGCGUAUCGGGAGGAAGUGAAGUGAGGCGUAUACUGGAGAACACAAGAAUGUUGCGUUCGAGACCGCAGAACAUGUGGAUUCUGCCAUUAGUGAUGCUUAGCUGUGGCCUGUUGGUGGUUCGCUGCCAAAGUCAAGGAAUAUCAGUAAUCGGGCCACAAUUCAUAUAUCCCAACACGGACCUAAUGGUUGCUGUUACCAACUAUAUGCCAUCACAAAGUGUUCGUCUGCAACUGGAGCUUCGUGGAGCCGGCGACGGUUCCGAUGACGAAAACGUCAUCAGCCAACGGGUGAACCUAUUCGUCCAAGGAAAGCAAGCAAAAAAUGCCAAAUUCACGAUUGGAGACAUACCGGAUGGAGAAUACUCCUUGAAAGUAGAAAGCUUGAAACAAGAUUUCUUUUUCGAGGAAACAAUCGAGCUACUGUACAGAAACAAGCAAAACACAAUAUUGAUACAAAUGGACAAACCUGUAUACAAACCGGGUGAUAAAAUCCGGUUGCGGGUCAUAGUAGUAGACCGCGAAACAAGACCAGUGAAAAAUUUAAAGCACAUUCAAGUGGAACUGAAUGACGAAGAGGAAAAUUCAAUUAGAAGGUGGCCCUUUGGUCAGCUGUACAACGGUGUUUUUGAGACAGAAGUACAAAUAGCGUCAGACCCAACUCUUGGAAAAUGGAAACUAUCAGUACAAGCUGGAGAAAACACCGCCGAAAAGAUCAUCCAUGUGAAGGAAUACAUUUUACCAAAGUUUUAUUUAAAAGCAUAUGCUCCAGAGACAUUACUCAUAGAAAACAAGAAUGUAAAGCUUACUAUUGAAGCGACUUAUACAUUCGGUAAACCAGUGGACGGAACAGCCAAAGUUGACCUGUGUUUGCAAGAAGAAUGUAAAAAACCUGACUACACAACAACAGCUGAUAUCACAGGUUCAACCACUGUGGAGUUCACUUUAAAUGAAGAACUUGAGCUGGACGAUGAGAUGACCUACAAAGAUAUUUACGCCAAUAUAACUGUCAUGGAAACAUUUACCAAUCGCACAGUAAAUAUCGUACAGCCCAUUCGAGUCUACCAGUUCCCGUAUGACAUUACUCUGGAAAAACAUGAACCCCUCAUCCGGCCAGGGUUUUCAUAUUCCUUCGAAGUAUUGGUCCGAGAUUGGUUCGGGAAGCCGGUAUCAGAUGGAAAUCAAAUCGAUGUUGAACUGCAUUUUGAGGGUAAAGAUUUCGAGAGAAAAAAUGAAGUAACCAAGAAGCUUGACAAGCGGGGUAAGGCUUUAAUAACUCUGGAUCCACCGAGCGCCGCAAACCUGUUAACUGUUAAGACAACCUUCAAAGAACGAAACUAUGACCCUUCAAUCAUCAGUACUGCCAGUUCGAAAAGUGAACAAUACCUCCGUGUUACUUUGAAUCCUAAGUUCAGGGUGCGUGUCAACAAGAAAGUACAAUUCGAGGUGACCUGUACCAAGGCAAUGACGAUGUUUUCGUACGUGAUAGUGUCCAAAGGCAAAAUUGUAGAUGCCAAUGCGAUCAAUAAUGUCAACGCCAAAAAGAAACAGUUCUAUGUGGACCUACUGCCCAGCAUGGUUCCUAAGGCUCGUAUCAUAGUUUCAUACAUUUCCGGCGGCUAUUUACUCUUCGAUGAGCAAGAGCUUAUUUUUGAAAACUUCAACAACAAUUUCCAAUUCUUGACCGAUUACGAGCAGUACGAACCCGGGCAAGAUAUUGAUCUGUGGACGAAUGCCACCCGUGAUUCGUACAUAACGUUCCAGGCGAUCGACCAGAGUGCUCUCUUACUCGGAAAUGAGGGUCAUGACAUUACUAAAGAAGAUCUGCUCAAGGAUUUGGACCUGUACGAAGCGACCGAAGAGAACGAGUUUGACCCCUUCAAGACCAUGGGACUUUUUGUUAAAACUACUGCUGCUGUUGAUUUUGCAUAUUCGAGAAAUUCCCUCAAUCGCCAAGGACAAUUUUUCAAACGUAAAAUGAACGUCAUUCAUAUAAGGACACAAUUUCCCGAGUCGUGGUUAUGGAUAAAUUAUACCAUGGACGGAAGAACGGAUUCAAAAUCGAUAAGGGACACCGUACCGGACACUAUUACCUCCUGGUUCAUCUCCGGUUUCGCACUCAGCCCUACGCUCGGGAUGGGAUUCAUGAACCAACCCACGAAAAUAACAGUCAAACAGCCAUUCUACAUCGUGGCUAAUCUGCCAUACUCCAUCAAACGCGAUGAGGUCGCACUGAUCCAAGUGACAGUUUUCAAUUUUCUUGGAAAUAAUUUAACGACGGAUGUUACACUCUACAGUAAACAGGGUGAAAUAGAGUUUGUCGAUAAGUCCGACGAUGAUGAAACCAGACGUACCAAGGCCGUCAUCUCCCCUACCAACAAUGGCAAGCCCGCCUACUUCUUGAUAAAAGCCAAAAAAAUUGGCGAAAUUGCUAUUAAAAUCGAAGCUACUAAUCUACUCUCGUCCGACUCACUGGAGCAUAUGCUUCGAGUAACGCCAGAAAGUCACAUGCACGAACGCAAUCUGGCUCGGUUUGUCGAACUGGAUAAUCGCGGUUUCCAAGAGUUUGAACUUACUGCUAGUAUACCGAAGGACAUCGACGACGGAUCGGCCAAGAUUAUGUUCACUUUGGAUGCGGACAUUUUCGGACAGGCCAUCAAGAACCUAGAUUCGUUGAUUCGGCUACCUACGGGAUGCGGAGAACAAAGUAUGGUUAACUUUGUGCCCAACGCAGUUAUUCUAGACUACCUCUCCGAAACGGGAACCAUCAAUGAAGAGGUUAAGAUGAAAGCAAUCAAUUUUUUGUCAAGCGGUUACCAAAAUCAGCUAAAAUACAAGCGCUCUGAUGGAUCAUUCAGCGUUUGGGGAGGAUCCGAUGCACAGGGAAGUACAUUCCUGACAGCUUUUGUAGCGAAAUCAUUCAAAAUUGCUGAUAAAUACAUCAACAUUGAUAAAAGUUUGGUAAUGGAUGCUUUCCGCUGGCUUGCCGGAAUUCAAAAACCGGAUGGCCGAUUUGACGAAGUUGGCAGAAUGAUUCAUUCUGACAUGCAGGGUGGACUGCGAACGUCUAGUUAUGCGCUUACAUCGUUUGUCUUGAUAGCCUUUUUGGAGGUCGCAGAUGCCAGAGCACAACAUAAACAAGUUGUUAGUAGAACGCUCACCUAUUUGGCAAACAACCUUGCCAACAUUGAAGAUGUUUACGAUUUGUCGAUGGCGACUUAUGCACUUCAUCUUGGAACGCACAAAUCGAGGAAGUUGUUCAUGGAUAAGCUGGUAGAAAAAGCGAAAUUUGAUAACGCUACGUCAACACGGUAUUGGGAUCGGAGUCCAGUCGAAAUAGAAGUAGCAGGUUACGCUCUGCUGUCGUACAUCCAAGCCGGUUUAUUGGCAGAUGCAAGUUCCAUCAUGAAAUGGUUGAAUACCCAACGAUAUGGACUGGGAGGCUUUCCCGGAACACAAGAUACAUUCGUUGGCCUGAAAGCCUUAGCUAAAUACGCUGCCAAAACUUCAGCUCAUAAAAAUGAUUAUCGAGUCAUAAUUCGCCAUGAGCCAAAUAAGCGGUAUACCUUCGAUGUCGAUAAACGUAGAUCAUUUGUCACACAAGUGCAGGAACUACCGGGUAACGUUCGCAACUAUCAUGUUCGUGUCGAAGGAAUUGGACACGGUUUUUUCCAAAUAGCCUAUCAAUACUACCUGAAUGUCGAGAAUACCAAACCGAGCUUUGAUUUAGACGUGACAGUUAUGAACACCACAACAUAUGAUGUGCAAAAUUUACACAUUUGCGUGAGUUAUAAACCAUCUCAAGCGUAUGAGCGAUCGAGCAUGGCUAUUGUAGAGGUUUUCUUCCCUAGCGGAAUGCUUGCCGAGGAAGAUUCAGUGCGAGAUUUUUACGGCACCAUCAGGAAAACCGAAUUGCGUUUUGCGGCCACCAAUGUUGUUGUGUACUUUGAUAACAUGGGCACCGAAAAAAAUUGUUUCCAAGUUACAUCCUACCGGAAGUAUAAGGUGGCAAUGCACAGACCAGCAAACGUUUUGGUCUACGACUAUUACAAUCGAAAGCGUUCAGCGAUUAAGCAGUACGAAGGAAAGCUGGUGGAACUUUGCGAUAUUUGUGAGGAUGAAGACUGCGAAACCUUAUCUUGCCAAUCGAGUUGAAUAAAAUAACCCGCUCUAGUCGCGAAAGACAAAUGUACUCUCACUUUAAACCAA
Uranotaenia lowii is the source of this 4290-nucleotide messenger RNA. RefSeq names its product thioester-containing protein 1 allele S3-like. Bases 133 to 4236 code for a protein of 1367 amino acids. The record is from RefSeq and is a predicted model, not a curated record. The transcript has 15 exons. Gene Ontology annotation, cellular component: extracellular region. Gene Ontology annotation, molecular function: endopeptidase inhibitor activity. Lineage: Eukaryota; Metazoa; Arthropoda; Insecta; Diptera; Culicidae.